GGCGCUUUCCUCCUCUUCCUCGCCGCCUGCUGUGCCUUCAUCAGCACAGCAUGGUGUCAGUGUGCGAGCGGCUGGAGGGCCUAUGAUGAGCGCUGCUACUUCUUCUCCUCCACGACCCUUAGCUGGAACGAGGCGCGCACUGACUGUGACACCAAGAAUGCCAACCUGAUGAGCAUCACCAACUGGCACGAGAGGACGUGGCUGCGGACCCAGGUGGAUGGCAAGAUCUACUGGAUGGGUCUGAACGACAUUGCUGAGGAGGGAGUAUGGGAGUGGACAGACGGCACACCGUGGGACCAUAUGAUCGCGAACUGGCGACCCAACCAGCCAGACAACUGGAAUGACGAGGAUUGUGCACAGGUGGACAGCAACGGCCAAUGGAACGACGAGGACUGUGGAGUCAAGCGGCGAUACAUCUGCAAGCGGGAAAAUCCUAAUCCUCCGGUGGUGUGUCCGACUGGCUGGACCACUUUCGAGUCCAGCUGCUACAAGGUCAUGUCGAACUUGAGGAAGAACUGGAAUGCGGCGCGCACCCACUGUGUGAUCGAGGGCGGAGACCUGGUGUCCAUCGGCAGCCAGGCUGAGGAGGACUUCACGGUCUCACAGCUGGACGACACGUACUACGACCUCUGGAUCGGAUACUCCACGCUGGGAUGCAACUCAGUGUCCUGUCAGAUCAAGCCCAACAAUACUCAGUUCACCUGGUCCGACUCCAGCACUGGAACAUACGCCAACUGGGGCACGGGACAGCCUGACCUCACUGACAAGGCAAACGGCUUGUGUGGAGCUUCGAUUAAGGAUUCCGGAGAAGAGUAUGGGAAGUGGAAGACCCAUGUGUGUCGCUACGAGAGGCCCUUCAUGUGCGAGCGCGGACUGAACACCGUUUGCCCUCCCGGCUGGAUCAGCUUCAGCGGCAACUGCUAUUGGCUCGUCAGCAACACCAACCUGUUGACCACUUGGUCCGACGCCCUCAGCAAGUGUAGCGGCAUGGGAGCCAACCUGGUCACCAUCAAGAGUAAAGAGGAGCAGCUCUUCAUCAAUGCCCAGCUGCCGGACUUCAACCAGGUGGAUAUCCCCGACAUCUGGAUCGGCCUCUCUGAUAAGGACCAGGAUGGCAACUUCCAGUGGGUGGAUAAGACCCAUAUAGAGUUCUCCAACUGGAGGGCCAACUACCCCCAGAACACAGCCAACUCGUGGGACUGUGGCCAGAUCUACACGGGGAAUUUCAAUGGUCAAUGGGAGACCACUGACUGCAACAAGAGGCUGGCUUACGUUUGCAAGAUGGCGGGUGGCCAAAACGUCAAACCCACACCAGCUCCAGACUCCCACUGUGACCAAGGUUACCUGCUGUACGGAGACAGCUGCUACCACUUUGAGUCGGAGGAGGUGAGGAACUGGAAUGACGCGGAGCAGUACUGCGUACGACAGGGAGGACACCUGGCCAGCAUCCACUCACCUGAGGAAGUCGGCUUCUUCGUAGCACACAUGCCAUCCACCUCAUGGGUUGGCCUGAGUGACAGUCAGACGGAGGGGACCUGGGUGUGGACUGAUGGCUCCGCGUCGGACUACCUGUCGUGGGAGACUGACCAGCCGGACAACUGGCAGGGCAAUGAGGACUGUGUGCACCUCCGUGGGACGGGGCACUAUCAACCUGGCAAACUCAACGACCAACCCUGCUCCUAUAGCUUCCCCUUCGUCUGCCAGAAAGGCAAAGGCCAGGGCCCCCCUCCUGUUCCACCGACCUCAGGGCCUGGCUGGAAUGAACAGUGUGGCACCUGGGUGCAGGACCCCUUCAACGACUACUGCUACCUGUUCAGCGCCCUGUCCAUGAGGAACUGGGCGGACGCCAGGAAAGACUGCGUCUACCAGGGAGGGGACCUCAUCAGCAUCACAGAGCCCUUCGAGCAGGGCUUCAUACAAGCUCAAGUGCAGGUGAUCCCUACGGGGGUGUCUCUGUGGAUGGGGGGCCACGACUCUCUGAUGGAGGGUGGCUGGGAGUGGACAGACGGAUCACCCUUCCGCUACAUCAACUGGAACUCAGGCAAUCCUGAUGACUACUAUGGCGAAGACUGCCUCAGCAUGCUCAUCAGCAGCGGCCUCUGGAACGAUGACAACUGCGGCUACAACAGGGGUUACAUUUGUAAACGGAGAGGUAACACUCCUGAGCCUCCCCCUCCCCAUGACGGUUUCUACACAGCGCUGGCCUGCCAGGAGUCCAGUGUGGCGCUCCACUGCCCCCACAACAGCGUCAUCAACAUCCAAUCAGCCUUCAUCGGCCGCAAGAGCCCGAGCAUCUGCCCUUACCUCGAUGGAGCAUCAGGGACUUGUGAGGUGCCUGGCGUUUUGCCCAUUAUCAGGAAGAUGUGUGACAACAGAGCCUUCUGUUUCCUCUACGUGCACCUCGAGACAGAUCCCUGCCCCACAGUCUCCAAAUACGCACAGGUGGUCUACAGCUGCGAACAGAACGUGUGUGUGCGAGGUCUGGGUGUGGAGGAUGGCAAUGUGACGGACAGCAUGCUGUCAGCCUCGUCCUCCACAAGUGGCAAGGGACCCACCCAGGCUCGCCUCAAUGGCGCCUCCUGCUGGAUGCCCUCCACUGCCUCCAACUCCUGGAUCCAGGUGGACCUGGGAGCUUCCAAGAAGGUGACGGGGGUGGUGGUGCAGGGAUGCCCCACUGCAGACCACUGGAUCACCAAGUUCAAGAUCCAGACCAGCACCGAUGGCACAAGCUGGACAGACUACACUGCAGAUGGAGGAGUGUUUCCGGGCAGCGUGGACAGGACCACUCCUGAGACGCAGCUCCUGGGGACGCCUGUGUCCGUGCGCUACGUCCGCGUCUUGCCGGUGGAGUGGAAUGGCCAGGCAGGCCUGCGCUUUGACAUCCUGGGCUGCAUGCCCGACUAUGCAGUAACUUGCAGUUCCAAGGUCAGCUUUGACCACACAACGGACAAGAGGAUUGUCCACUGCCCUGCUGGAUGUGCCUCUGAACCAUACCAAGUGUAUGGAACUAUGACAUAUCGUGGUGACUCGACCAUCUGUGCGGCAGCCAUCCACGCGGGCGUGAUCCUGAAUGAUAACGGAGGAGACUGCACCCUCCUGAAGACCCCCGGCCAGUCCCUCUACACCGCCUCCACCAGGAACGGCAUCACCUCCAAACAAUAUGAUGGAAACUAUGGCAUUUCGUACACGUUUGCAGAUGGAGAACUGCGCUGCUCAGGUCCUGACUGGUAUGAGUUUGGUGGCUACUGCUACAAGCCCUUUGGAGACAAGAAGACGUGGAACCUCGCCAGAGAGGAGUGCAGAAAGCUGGGGGCCGAUCUGGCCUCCAUCGCCUCCAUGACCGAGCAAUCAUGGCUGGAGAGCUACCUCUUCCUGGCCACCGGUGACGUGUGGACUGGCAUGAAUGAUCUGGCUUUCUCCGGCCUGUUCUCCUGGUCUGACCACCUACCGGUCACGUUCACCUACUGGGCACCUGGCGAACCCAACAACCACAUGGGCUUCCAUGAGGACUGUGUGGAGAUGUACUCCGGGUCGGGCAGGUGGAACGACGUCAGCUGCACUGAGCUCAACAGCUACAUCUGUAAGAAGGCCAAAGCGCACUACCCUCUGCCCUCCGUCAAGCCCACCGUCUACGGCUGCCCACAGGGCUGGGACGCGUAUGCCUACGGCUGCUACUGGUUCGAGGAGCAGGCCCUGACUCGAGACGAGGCCAAAGCCUUCUGUGCGGAGGGAGGCAGCACUCUGCUCCACAUUGGGGACCUCUAUGAGCAAGCCCACUUCACCGCUUUCCUGGGACGCUACACUGGGCACUGGUGGAUCGGCCUGAGGGGACAGGGAGGCUCUGUGGGGGUGGAUUACUACUGGGACAAUGGCAAGCCACUCUCCUUCACCAACUGGGAGAGGGACAGGCCCAAUAAUGAGAUGGGAUUCUGUGUUGCCAUGACGACGUCCCCCAUCGCGGGCUUCUGGGACAACAAGCCGUGCGACGAGCCCCACCCCUUCAUCUGUGAGAAGGCGAGGGACGGCAUCACCCCCCCGACACAGGCCCCCACGCCCCCUCCCGUCCAGGGCUGCUCCGAGGGCUGGACCGGCCAACCGCACUACAGGAACUGCUACCGGCUGUUCACUGGGGACUACUCCCAGAAGAAGAGCUGGGAGGCGGCCCGGCAGGACUGUGUGGCUCGAGGGGCCGACCUGAUGAGUGUCCACUCCCCCGAUGAGGAGAUCUUCCUCUCCUCAUACAGCAAGGGCAAGACCAAGUGGAUCGGCCUCAAGCACAACCCUGUGGAAGGAGGUUACCACUGGAGUGACGGCACGCCCGUGUCCCACACCAACUGGGGCCGCGGGGAGCCCAACAACCACGAGGGCCGCGAGGAGUGCGUGGAGAUGGUCACCACUGACAACGGCACCUCCUGGUGGAACGACCUCAACUGCAACGCCCACCAGGACUGGAUCUGCAUGAUCGCCAAGGGCAAGACCCCCGUGCUGCCGCCCGUGCCACCCCCACCAGUCCCAGCCCCUGACUGCGGCUCCAAUCCUGGCUGGAGGAAGAACAAUGGCAUCUGCUACCUGUACAACGACACUGAUCUGGUGGACUUCCAUCAGGCCUUCAUGCGCUGCUACGAGGAGAAGGCCAGACUGGUCUCCAUCCUGACAGAGGCAGAGCAGGCCUAUGUCAACACCAUGGUGGGCACAGGGCAGGUGGCUGCUGCCUGGAUUGGUAUGCGACACGUGGGAGUGGCUGGAGGACAAUACGCGUGGGUGGAUGGAUCACCAACGACGUAUGUGCACUGGGGUCCUGGUGAGCCUAAUGAUGCCAAUGGAGAAGAGCAGUGUGUACAGAUGAGGAGAUACCCAGGUGACUGGAAUGAUGUGAACUGCGGUCGGGCCACAUCUGGCUACGUGUGCAAGAAGCUCCCGGGUGAAAUCCACACUCCACCACCACCCACCCCAGCCUGGACCGGAAACUGCCCCGAUGGGUGGCUGGUGUCGGGCAGCAAGUGCUACCUCUUCAAGGGCAAGAAGGGCGAUGCCAAGGCUGACUGGAACACGGCGCGCAAGUGGUGCCGUGACAACAACGGGGACCUGGCGGUCAUUGACACACACUCGGAGAACGAGUUUGUGGCCAGCUACCUGCGUGACUUGGAGACGGCGGUGUGGAUCGGCCUGUCGGACUCGCUGCAUGAGGGGGCGUUCGCCUGGGCCGACGGCAGCUCCGUACGCUACACCAACUGGGCAGACAAGGAGCCCAACAACCACGACGGCAAGGAGCACUGUGCUGCCAUGACCCACUCUCCCCUCGUGACGGGCCGAUGGAACGACGACGCCUGCACGCAGCAGAGGGGAUGGGUCUGCUACCAGAAGAAAUCAAGUAGCCUGCCUCCUCCCAAGAGCCCGUGCCCCGAUGGCUACGUCUCCUGGUACAAGAACUGCUACAAGUUUGUGUUCGAGCCCAAGAACUGGGAGGCGUCUCUGGCAGCCUGCCAGCAGGAUGGGGCCAACCUGGCCAGCAUUGACAUGAGCUAUGAGCAAGCCUUCGUCUCCGGGGUGGUGGUCCAGGGCAAGACCGACGCCUGGAUCGGCCUCAGGAAAAAGGAGGACAGUGAUUCCUACGCGUGGACUGAUGGCUGGCCCGUGUUCUACACCCACUGGGGUCCCGGCGAGCCGACCAAUCACAAAGGAGAAGGCUGUGUGAGCAUCCACGCUCCGGGGCGCUUCAUCCAAGGCACCUGGAAUGACACGGCCUGUGACGCUCUCAAGCCCUACAUCUGCAAGACUAGCACAGAGCCACUUCCUCCGACCCCUGCGCCGGGUGAUGGCAAGUGCCGCUUCGGCUGGCCUGCGUACGGGCGUCACUGCUACUUCGUGUGGGACGCCCAGAAGGGUCAGACGUGGGCCGAGGCGCGCACCUACUGCCACAUGUUCUCCGCCGAGCUGGCGUCCAUACACAGCCGGGCAGAGGUGGAGUUCAUACGCCAGUUGAACUACACCAAGUACCACCACCUCUGGAUCGGCCUGACCAGAGAUAGCUCCUAUGGCUGGGGCUGGACUGAUAUGAGCAGCGUGGGCUUUGUGAACUGGGCGCCCGGUGAGCCAAACGAGAUCAUCCACGACGGAGAGCUGGGCAAGGAGGACUGUGUGGAGAUGUACCACGACGGCCGCUGGAACGACAACACCUGCCAACAGAAACGAGGCUUCAUCUGCCGUCAUCGCCAGUACUACUUUACUGAUGACAAUGGGAUCAUCAUACCAACAGAUCCACCUGUCAUAAGCAAUGCUGGGGUGAUCGCGGGGGCUGUUAUUGGUGCCAUAAUAUUUGUGGCCCUCAUCGCAGGAGUUCUGUACUAUGCCAUUAACGUCAGAGGCGUUAAGAUGCCCCCAGUCAGCUUCCCCAGCCGAGCCACCAAGAGCUCAGUUGAAGUGCCUUCACCAACCUUCAGCAACCCCAACUUUGGAAAUGAGUCGGAGUCGUAAGAAAUGACCGGCAUCUUCCAGCCACGCUGCUCUGAACAUCACUGUAUUAAAAUUGCACAAGCCAACAACUAUUCAAUUACUAAAAUGUUUGGUACAGUAUUUUGCAGUUCAGUCACUUUUUAGAUUUUCAUAAAAGUGUGCUCUCAACAUCACUGUAUUACAAUUGCACAAGCAAACCAAGCCAAUGCGAUAACUGUUCCUUUACCAAAAUGUUUGCUUCAGUAUUUUGCAGGUGAAUGUCAAAUGAUAUGGCACCAUAACUCUAAGAUUUUCAUAAAGUGUGGCAAUUGCAUUUUUUCUGCAUGUUUCUUGUAUAUAUUUUUGCUGUAGUUAAAAUAAUGUUGAUUGACAUUUCACAUGAUUAAUUAUUCACACUUUAGAAUUAAAAAGCAACACAUUUUUCUUGUAUAUUUUUUGUGUAUUGCUUUGAUUCCUGUAUCAGGAUGAAACAAAAUCAAUAAAAACAGAUUGAUUAACCAACCAGAGAGACUCUUAUACACGUUCCUCAAACUUUAUUGCCUCUGAAACACUUAAGCAAACAAGAGAGUCGGCCGCAGAAACAGAAAUGUACCGUCGAGCCAGACCGGCUCUCCUAACAGUUUACUGUGAGCUACAGCAGCCAGCCUUACAAAAGUCAGCGAAAAUAGCUUUGGGUGGGGGAGGAGGAAAACAAAACCAUCCUAGAGUAAAAAGAAGACAACAAAGUCGGAAGAGGGGUAGGGGGAGAAAAUAAGAAAUAGGUUUUGAACUGCCAAAAACAGUCUUUUUUAUACAACCAUAUAUAUAUAUAUAUUACAGCUCAGAGUAUUUACAAUAUGUUCAUCACAAGGCAAAAAAGUUGAAUUACAAAAUAAUUCCAAAACAUUUUUUCCUCAGCAAAUGGUUCUAAAGUAAGCAGGCAACGUGCCCUCUGGAAUAUGACAAAUAGUGUUUACCUAAGAAAAUGAAGAGGAUAGGGAAGCGCUCUCCAUUUCAACUAACACAUUUUGCCAUCAAAAACGAGUCAUUGUUAUUUGAAUGUGCAGAUUUGACUAAGCAACUGAUAAAUAAGCCAGAGCCUAGAAUGCUUAUUUACAAGAAGAGGCCUUCUUUGGAGGAAUCAGUUGUGAAACAAAAAAAGCAAACAAACCCCUGUCUGAUGGACUCGUCUCCCUAUGAUUCCAAAAAAAUGAGAGUGAAAUAAAUACAAUGAACCAUCUUUUCCAUGAACUAUCAGUCUUUAAAUGCUUCUAUGUGCAGUCUUUUCCCUAGUUCAUCCUCCUAUUCAUAGAUGUGUAGAAAUUGCCAUUCCAGUGAGUUCCCAAAUCAGGAUAUCCAGUAUGGAUACUCACAAUUUAAAAAAAGAUAAAGAAAUAAAGAAAUGUCGACUUGAUAAGACCUGUUGGCUCAGUGAGCUGGGGCCUACACAUAGCCACGCCCCCUUGGUGAGGUCUUCUAUAGUAAUGACUCCAUAUUCAUCAGCCAUCCCACCCCAGCAUAGUUAAGUAUUAUUGCUCAACACCCAGGAUUCCCAUUGGCUUACCUGGGUAAAAGCAACAACAUCACUGAUUCCCAUUGGCUUACCUGGGUAAUCGCAACAACAUCACUGAUUCCCAUUGGAUUGCCUGGGUAAUCGCAACAACAUCACUGAUUCCCAUUGGAUUGCCUGGGUA
Molecule: messenger RNA, 8126 nt
Organism: Engraulis encrasicolus (European anchovy)
Lineage: Eukaryota; Metazoa; Chordata; Actinopteri; Clupeiformes; Engraulidae
Product: macrophage mannose receptor 1
Exons: 50
Molecular function (GO): carbohydrate binding
Source: RefSeq, a predicted model, not a curated record